AUGGGACGAACAAAGGACAAGAAAAAAACCUUAAAAUUGGUGAAAGACAAUGGGGAGUCCUCAAACACGCUAGGGAACUACACGGGUGUGGGAACUGUGAUAUUUUACCUUAACAAAAAAUGGAAAACCACGGAGAAGUAUUACGGAAAUAUCUUCCAAGGAAAAAAACACGGAUAUGGUGAGUAUAACUACCAGAAUGGCGAUUUUUACCAAGGGUUGUAUGAGCACGGCAAGAAGAACGGGAUUGGCACUUAUUUUUACAAUAUGAACGACAGGCAGGAGAGAGGCAAAGGGAGAGGGGCGAGGGGGAGAGACGAUAAGAAUAGUGAGGAGGAGGGGAACAGCGACGACGAGAAGGGCGAAGACGAGAAGAGUGAAGACGAGAUGAGUGAAGACGAGAAGAGCGAUGAUGAAAAGGGCAACGACGAACAGGACGAUGAGCAAAAUGAGCAGAAUGGCAAAGACGCGGAUAGCGAAAAGGACACGAGCGAGGAGGAAGGUGAAAAUGACCAAAGUGGAAGCGAUCAAAGUGGAGACGCCACUAGCGGAGAAGACCAAAGCGAAGGAGACACUGAACAGAGCGAUCAGAAUGAACAAGACAAGGAGAAAAGGUCAAAUAAGGAUGGCUAUCAAAAUAGCAAGAAGGGGAAUAAAGCAGCUGAUAAUGAAAAAAAUGCCUCCAAAAAGUUGUUGCUACAUCUUAUGCAAAAAUGGAAUAACUCAAAAAUGAAAAAAGAAACGAUUAUCCCCGCGAAAGGUAAUUACAUAAAUAAGUUAGUCCUACCCCCGGUGGGUCCUCUCAUUUUUCGUGUGUUUGGUCCUGGCCCGUUCUAGAUGUCCAUCACAAACAACCCCUUCCCCGCAGGAAGAUACACAUACAAAAAGUGCAAAAGCGUUCUUGAAGGACAUUGGGAAGACGGACAUUUAACGCACGGGAAAUGGAUCUUACCAAAUGGAAUGUAUUUCGUGGGAAACUUUAAAAAUAAUAAGCCGUCCGGAGAUGGCGUCUGGGCAUUUGAGGACAGAACACAAUUAAAUGUUUUUUAUUAUGAAGUUAAACAAGUAAAAUGA
Plasmodium cynomolgi strain B is the source of this 1071-nucleotide messenger RNA. RefSeq lists its product as hypothetical. The transcript is spliced from 4 exons. Lineage: Eukaryota; Apicomplexa; Aconoidasida; Haemosporida; Plasmodiidae. The coding region runs from base 1 to 834 and encodes 277 amino acids. The record is from RefSeq and is a predicted model, not a curated record.